AUCAAAUCAUUGGGAACAUCAUAAAACCAUGUCCCACAAACUUCAUCAACGGUCACAAACACUUCGAUAUCAUCAACAGCUUAUCUAUUGCCACGUGUAUGGCUCUUGAUUGGAACUCAUGUACCUUGUUACCGCAGGUUAGAAUAUCCCUUAAAACGUUAAAGAACAAAAGAGUGUGGUUGUACUUGUAGUAGUGAGAAGAGGAAGGUGUUUUUUGUUUUGUUGAAAGAAAAAAAAGGAAUCUUUUUGAAGAUUGAAAAUGAGAGUAAUGAGGUGAAGUGUUGGUGGGUUUUGCUCAGAUUUCUUCAAUGUUUUGAAGGUUUGAAUGGCUGGUUAUGUUGAUAUCUAGAUGCUGUUUACUUUGACUAUUAUUAGGGGGGAUCACAAUCUGAUUAUUGAUUUGGGAGGAAACUGGACAUGAGUAUGCUUGUGGGGAUAUGCUCGAACCGCGUGAAUCUGAUAUUCCUGUCCUGUUUCUGGUGCUGGUUGUACUUCCUUUGGUGGCUUAUAUCUUACUUGGAAAAUGGAGUGAGAAUGUUAAGAAGAGAAAUCAGAUAACUUUGCUUGCUCAAUUGGCUGCCGAAGAAGCCUUUAAAGCCGAAGAAAAAAUGUGUGUUGCUAAUCUAAUUCCCCCUCAACCUCAAGUUUAUUUUUCUCCUUCAAAAAAUGAGCUUCAUCAUGAGUGUGCUAGGUGUUCCGCUCCGGCUAAAACUCGCUGCUCCAGAUGCAAGUUUGUUAGAUACUGCUCAGGGAAUUGUCAAAUAAUCCAUUGGAGGCUAAUUCACAAACAAGAGUGCCAGCCAUUGGAAACUCAUAAUUCAAGCUCGUUUCCUAUGGCCAUUUCGGUUGAGGAAUUCGGUCAUGGAAAUGCUUUUUAUGAAAAUUUAAACAAUCCCUACUUUGGUCACAAUUUGAACCAGACUUUAAGGGUGCCCGAGCCUUUGGACAAUUUGGUUAACCCUCCGACCAUCACCGCCGCAGCUUCUGCUACAGCUGAUUUUUCCUUAUUUAAUGGUUCUUCUCAACCUUCCACUUUGGAGAGAAGACCUUCACAUAAAUCCAACAGAGAAACGCGGCGAAGAGAUUCUGGUUCAAUAUAUGAAUCUUCUGAUUUUAAAGCUACCAAUUCUGAGGAGUCAUUUUUGCGACAGAAGUCAAGAAAUAGUAGCGAUGAUUCUGUGUUGGAGGAAGAAACUUCAAAUUCAAAUGGCUUUGGAGUUUAUAUUUAUGAACAAGAUGGUUCAAGAAACACAAUGCAUGAUGAGGAUGAUAACUAUCAAAGUCAAUAUGAAAAUGCAUUUGCAUCAAGAAACAAUUUUGAAAAUGCAUGCGCUAGUGUGUUGAGCGCUGCAAACAAUGAUGAAGGUGUAGAUGAUUUUGAAACAAACAUCAUUACGAAAGGAGGAAAUGUAGUCAAUGGGAUAAACCAUCAUUCUGAUGAAAUGGCCCAACACAAAUGCUCUCCUGAAUUGACAAUUAAAGGAAGUGCAAAGGCUAAAAAGCAAUCCCAUCCUUCUUCAAAGGUCAAAUGUUCUAAAUCACCAAAGUCAACAUCAAAGACGUCAAUAGAUUUUUGUGUACCGGAAACUGAGAAGAAAGCGAAGAAAAUUCCAGACGAACCAAAAGUUGCUGGAAAUAGAAGUACUAUCCCUUUACAUGGUAUCGACGGAGUUUCAAGCACUGGCCUUAUGAAAAUGAUGGGUUUAAGGAAAUCAACAAAACAUACUGCACUAGCCUCCUCAGAAGGCAAUGGAGUACGGUGCAAAAAGGCAAAAAAUAUAAAGAUGUUGUUUCCUUAUGAUGAAUUUGUAAAGAUUUUCCAGAGUGAAGUCUUUGGUGUAUGGCCGAGGGGCCUUGUAAAUUGUGGGAACAGUUGCUAUGCCAAUGCUGUAUUGCAGUGCUUAACGUCUACAAAGCCUCUUGUCGUUUAUUUGCUUUAUGGAUCACAUUCAAAAUCCUGUUGUUCAAAAGAUUGGUGUUUAAUGUGUGAGUUAGAGCAGCACAUGAUGGUUUUGAGAGAAAAUGGAGCUCCUUUAUCUCCUAGUAGGAUACUUUGGCAUAUGCGGAGCAUUAAUUGCCACAUGGGUGAUGGAAGUCAAGAAGAUGCACAUGAAUUUUUAAGGCUUCUAGUUGCAUCGAUGCAAUCUAUAUGUUUGGAUGGACUUGGUGGUGAGAAAAGGGUUGAUCCUAGAUUACAAGAAACAACUUUCAUACAACAUACUUUUGGUGGUCGUCUUCAAUCCAAGGUUAAGUGUUUGAAUUGUAGUCAUGAGUCAGAAAGGUAUGAGAACAUUAUGGACUUAACGUUGGAGAUAUUGGGUUGGGUUGAGUCACUCGAAGAUGCACUGGCUCAGUUUACUUCCCCUGAAGAUUUGGACGGAGAUAAUAUGUACCGGUGUGGAAGGUGCACUGCAUAUGUUCGAGCUAGAAAGCAACUGAGCAUACAUGAGGCCCCUAACAUCUUGACCAUUGUUUUAAAGAGGUUUCAGGAAGGAAGAUAUGGGAAAAUUAACAAGUGCAUAACGUUUCCUGAAAUGCUAGAUAUGAUUCCUUUUAUGACUGGGACGGGCGAUAUUCCUCCAUUAUACGCCCUUUAUGCUGUUGUUGUGCACCUCGACACACUAAAUGCAUCUUUCUCUGGACAUUAUGUUUCGUACGUAAAAGAUCUACAAGGCAAUUGGUUCAGGGUAGAUGACACUGAGGUUCAGCCAGUACUCGUCAAUCAAGUGAUGUCAGAAGGAGCAUAUAUCUUAUUCUACACAAGGUCGUAUCCCCGUCCACAGGUAGAAUUCACUGGGAAAGCCGCACCACAAUCAGUGUCCGAUUCAUCAAAGCACCAUCCAUUAGAAAUGCAGAAGCCUUCUAAACCCGGACAUAGCCGACAUGUCAGUCAAAGUUUUGUCUCUGAGCCUUCACACAAUGCCAGGCCAGAAAUCCCCACUCACCUUAUCGACACCUCUAAUGGCUUUCUUAAAAGAAGCACCAAUCGAAAUGUCCAUCCAGUAAUACAAACUUACGCGGAAAACAUCAGGCACGAGUUUUCAGAUGCGACAUCAAGUGACUGGUCCAUUUUCACAAGCUCGGAUGAAGCUUCUUUCACUACUGAGAGUACUAGAGACUCUUUCAGUACUGUAGACUAUGGUGAUUCUUCUUCCAACAUGGAUCCAAUUUCAUCUCUCUUCAAUUACACACCAGAAAACAACUAUAUGAAGAUUUCACAUAGUAGGCCACUAACAAGGUUCUUACCGAAAAAGGGUCAUAUCGAAAGAGUGCAGAAAACAACUAUAUGGGAAUCCUAACUGGUUAUAUCAUUAGAUGGAGUAGGUGCCAUGUCUCAAAAUUUUCAAUAUUUAGUUGAUUGAGGCAUAUAGCUCUUUUAAGCACAUAUGUAUUUUAUUUCUUAUUUUUAUUGAUAAUUGUAAAGAUGACAAAGGUGUUCCUAUCUGAUUAUCUAUUAAUGCAUGGAAGUCUUUUUCUCGGAA
Messenger RNA from Trifolium pratense (red clover), 3482 nucleotides. Its product is annotated as ubiquitin carboxyl-terminal hydrolase 15. Gene Ontology annotation, biological process: protein deubiquitination. The transcript is spliced from 14 exons. The record is from RefSeq and is a predicted model, not a curated record. Gene Ontology annotation, cellular component: nucleus; cytosol. NCBI's taxonomy places the organism in Eukaryota, Viridiplantae, Streptophyta, Magnoliopsida, Fabales, Fabaceae. Gene Ontology annotation, molecular function: cysteine-type endopeptidase activity; cysteine-type deubiquitinase activity. Bases 438 to 3299 code for a protein of 953 amino acids.